Molecule: messenger RNA, 1302 nt
Organism: Alternaria metachromatica
Lineage: Eukaryota; Fungi; Ascomycota; Dothideomycetes; Pleosporales; Pleosporaceae
Exons: 2
Coding region: 1-1302 (433 amino acids)
Source: RefSeq, a predicted model, not a curated record
AUGGCUGAGACAGUGUCAAGGUCUUCGUCAAAGUCCUCUUCAGUCGUCGAUGUUCAGAUCAAGGAGACGAGCUUGGAAACUACGUUGAAAGCCCAAAACAGGAAUUUGAGACGCGAGUUGGCUGAAACACAGGCAAAGUUGGACAAGCUCGAAGCCAAGCAGUUGAGACGCGACGCACUGAAGAAGCACACCUUUUACGAGGAACCUUUCGUCAUUUCUUUCCCCGAGGACGAAGACGUCUAUCUCGCCUCUAAAGAUAAGCAGCACGGCGAGGUGCCUGAGUACUUUUACCGUGCACAUUACGAGACCUCCGGCACCUUGAGCUGCUACGUGACCAAAGACUGCUGGCCCAGUGUGCAUCCGAAAUACAAGAAAGGGGCCGCGUUCCAGUCUCUCAAUGAGUUCCUACCGGUGCGAGAUUUGACUUUUGAACGCGUCAUGCGACAUUUUAUUUGGCAACAGAAGAACCCGACCACUUCUUUCAUAUCAGUCUUCGAUAACUACUGUAAGUACUACUUUCGAUCUUCACGGUUCGACUUUAACCUUGCAUUAGUAAUGGCAGAACAACGAGCGAAAUUCUUAUACCACGACAGCGCACGCCACCCACGUCGUAUAUCUGUCGUUCGUAUGAGCAAUCGAGAUCUCACGCCUGCUUUUUUUGUGACGACAGAGAUUCUUCCUGCGGGCCCUGUCGAGGCUGCGAAAUCGAAACGUCUCGUUAACAAGACUCCGGAGGUUGUUACUACACAGGAAUCACUCGCUACCUGUUCGCCCUCUCCCACUUCCGUCAACACAGAUGAAGAUGCGGGAUCUACGCCAGAAAAGGCCCAGGAGAAUACCAUCGUCCCCAAGAAGACACGCAAGGUCAAGAUACCUAUCUAUGUUCGAAAGAGCGCAGUACCGGAGGAUCGCUCAGACAUCACUAUCCAGCAGUUCGAAGAUUCUGGUUCGGAUAUCUGGUUGUCAGUACGGGAAAACCAAAAGAGUGGCUUAAAUCUUCUCCUGGUGGGCGGUCGCGGUCAGCCAGAGGAAUGGCUUGCUGGCGGCGUCAUACCCAAGGAAUAUGUCGAUCAUGUAUGGCCCUUCGAUGGCACCAAGGUUCAUACCCAUGACGGAGAUAAAGUCGUGACAAGCUCAGCGGAGGUCGACUAUGAGUUUGGCACGAAAGACCGGAUCUGGCGCUCCAAGACCGAGAAGCGUAAACUCGAACAAGAAUUCAAGCGCAACGAGAUCGAGAAGCGCAAGUCUGCAGAUGUUGAUUCUGCAUCCUCAAAACGCCAAAAGCCAAAUCCCGAGUCGUAG